This is a messenger RNA of Daphnia magna, 1935 nucleotides long. Its product is annotated as chondroitin proteoglycan-2. The record is from RefSeq and is a predicted model, not a curated record. Lineage: Eukaryota; Metazoa; Arthropoda; Branchiopoda; Diplostraca; Daphniidae. The coding region runs from base 371 to 1828 and encodes 485 amino acids. Gene Ontology annotation, molecular function: chitin binding. The transcript has 15 exons. Gene Ontology annotation, cellular component: extracellular region.
CCCAUUCGUCCUGACAGAGCGGAUCAAAUCGAAAUGUAGCUCCCGUUUUCUACGUCUUCACUUUCUUUAUCGCAGCCCGACAGCUUAGCGUGGAGUUAAUCGAUAAAUUUAUUUAUGGAUAAAAGAAAGAUUGCUGUUUCGUUGCUUGUGUAAAGUGAGAUAAGUCUUACCAAUGGUAUUAACGAAGGCGUUGAUGCACCAUAUCGGCCAGCCCUCGUGCGAUUCCACGUGACUCGUAUAAAUGUCUACUGCUACGUACAAUGCCGAAACAGACUUACGUUGUCGAUCAGCAGAUUGCAGCUCCCACAAAUUCAACGUCAGCGACGAGUUUUUUAAAAAUUGCAUGGUUUUCUAAAGCAAACGAUCAACCAUGAAGAACCAAGUUGCAUUAAUCCUAGUUGUGUUGUGCUCGUUUCUUUGUAAGUGUUUCGCCAUUUUAAUCGUCUGUAGCUUGGGUGUGGGUUUGUGUUCGGAGAAACAGCGUUCAGCUUGGAUUCCAUUGCAAGAACGCGCAAACGAUUUCGUCUGUCCGCCCGGACAAGAGGGAUGGUUCUGGACCGAAGUCUGCACCCAGUACUACUAUUAUUGUACUGCGGAAGGCGUUCCAUAUCAAUUGGUAUGUCCCCCAGGCACCGUAUUCGAUCCCUACCAACCAAACGGACCAUCAUGCGUCGAUGAAAAUAAUUGCACAGAUCCAUCACCGACAACAACAGAUUCCACGGUGACCACUGAAAUACCCUUACUCUGUCCAGCAACAGACGGUUCAUACCCAAUUUCUGGAACUUGUAGUAGUGAAUACUUCACUUGUCUCGAAGGAUUGCCGUUUCUUCAAACAUGUCCUGAUGACGAAGUUUUCGACCCAGUCACUUUGGUGUGCACACCUUCUGCGGAAGCUUCAUGCAAUCAACCAUUUGAUUGUCCUGCAGAUGGCUCUUACCCUUAUCCUGAUGGUUGCGCACCCUUUUAUUACGUUUGUGUCUCUGGUCAGUCUUCCAUAAUGUUCUGUCCUGAAAACUCGGUGUACGAUCCAGUUACGAGCCAGUGCGAGACAAUUGAGAAUGCAUCUUGCACACUUGGUCCUUACACAACUACUCCGACAACGACAACAACUCCGACAACGACAACAACUCCGACAACGAUAACACCCACUACAACAAGGUUACCAAAUACUUGUGGGGAAUUUACAACAAUAUACACCUUUGUUUGUCCUGGAAAUGGGCUAUACCCUUACGAUGAUUGCUCUUCGCUGUAUUGGCAAUGUUCAAACAACUACCCGUAUCUUCAGUGUUGUCCAUCAAAUUUGGUUUUCAAUCCGGCUUUAAACACUUGCGAUUAUUACAGCAAUGUUGCAGGCUGUUAUUCUAUGAAAUAUGAUGUCGUAAAUCACGAUCAGCUACAAAUUCAGGGAAAAAUGGAAGUUGACAGUAAAGACAUUUUAAUUGGAAUUGACACUGACUUUGAGUGCCCUAGUUAUGGCACACAUCCGCAUCCUUUGUAUUGUGAUUGGUAUUACACGUGCUACUACGAAGAGCCUGCUUAUCUUUGGGAAUGUCGGGGCGAUCUUUUGUUUCAGUCGUCUGACGGAAAGUGCAAUUAUCCCGAGCUAACAGACUGCGGCGAUCGUAUUCGUCCCAAUUCCACUGCUGAGGCAGUUGUAGAAACGUUUAAAUGCCAGGCGGACGGCUUUUUCUCCGUGGGCGUUGAUAAGUGUAGUUCGACUUACGUCACUUGCAUUGAGGGCGUUGCUUAUUCUAAGGAAUGUCCGGCCAAUGGUGUUUUUGAUGGGACCUCGCAAAUUUGCACACAAGCUUAUCUGCUUCCCUGUUAAAUUUUGAACACAUCACUUAUACCGGUAGUACAUAACGAGAGCUAAUUAAUUCUUACAUUUAAGUUUUCAAUUUACCGUAGCUUAAUUAAAAUAUUACCACACACAAA